Balearica regulorum gibbericeps (East African grey crowned-crane) is the source of this 780-nucleotide messenger RNA. The record is from RefSeq and is a predicted model, not a curated record. NCBI's taxonomy places the organism in Eukaryota, Metazoa, Chordata, Aves, Gruiformes, Gruidae.
AUGGGGCCAAUGCCAAAUCCCAGAUCUAAGAACAAGGAGAAAAUUCAACUGUAUCUCCAAAAGAUUUAUGGAGAAAGUUCAUCCUGUGCUGGGAGAGCUCUCAGGAAUAUUUUUACCCUACAGGCGUCUGACCUUAUUAAAGACAGGGUGUACCUUACUGGCAUUUGCAGGAGAAGCUGUGUUGGAUCGGAACUGGUAGACUGGCUUUUGGAGCAGUGCCCUUUUGUUAAGUGCAGGUCUACAGCAGCUGGAGUAUGGCAGCUCCUCCUGGAUAUGGGCAUUAUAUUAUCAGUGGACAGACAACUCUAUUUUCAAGACACUCAUGCUUUCUACCAGUUCUCAGCGGAUGAAUGUACCUACCUUUUCUGUGAAUUUGAGAAAGAGGAGGGAUGGAAGAAUGGAGUAAAGCUCCUACUUCAACUACUGCCAUUGUCUCCUCCCAGGAUUGACAUGUGCAAUCUGCCUGAUCAAAAAAUAGAAGAUACGGCAGAAACCAAUGCUGAAAUUCUUGCUCGUCUUACUUCUGCGGUACAGAGAGAACUGGCUGCUGUCAUUGCUUUGAAAGCAAGGAAGUCAGCCAUUCAUCAAAAUGAAGAAAACAGCAGUCUAGAAGUAAGAGGACUAGAAGAGCUCAAGGAUACCUCUGAUGCUCAGGCAGGGGUUUUGUGCAAGCUUCAGGGAAGAGAUGACAUCGGACGGAUUGAGCUGGUCCAGAAGCUGGCGAGAGAAAACUGCCAGUUUUUGCAGACGGAUAGAAAACCAGCGGAGAAGGCUGAACAA